This is a messenger RNA of Chrysochloris asiatica (Cape golden mole), 1560 nucleotides long. It is a transcript of the gene KATNAL2, whose product is annotated as katanin p60 subunit A-like 2. Lineage: Eukaryota; Metazoa; Chordata; Mammalia; Afrosoricida; Chrysochloridae. Gene Ontology annotation, molecular function: ATP binding; protein binding; ATP hydrolysis activity. The record is from RefSeq and is a predicted model, not a curated record. Bases 1 to 1560 code for a protein of 519 amino acids. The transcript is spliced from 15 exons.
AUGAGGACAGAGGCACGCCGGAAAAAUCUUCUUAUUUUGAUUUUGCAUUACUUAACACAAGAAGGAUACAUUGAUGCGGCCAGUGCUUUGGAACAAGAAACCAAACUGGGGUUACGACGCUUUGAAGUUUGUGACAACAUUGAUCUUGAAACUAUUUUGAUGGAAUAUGAAAGCUACUAUUUUGUAAAGUUUCAGAAAUACCCCAAAAUUGUCAAAAAGGCAUCCGAUACAGCAGAAAAUAAUUUACCACAAAGAAGUGGAGGGAAGACCAGAAGGAUGACAAAUGACAGUUGUCAAAAUCUCCCCAAGAUCAAUCAGCAGAGGUCACGACCCAAAAGCACAAUGGGGAAGACAGGGGACUUCAAAUCUCUCAAUAAGGAGCAUCCCAAACAGGAAGCUAUGAAUAGCACUCGUUUGGAGAGUGCUGACUUUGGCCUAAAUAUCUCAGGCAUCAACAAAGGCAGUGGAGAAGAAAAAGUCUACCCACGAAGGGGCCAAAUCAUUGACUUCCGAGGGCUGCUCACAGAUGCUAUCAAAGGAGCAACUAGUGAACUAACCUUGAACAGCUUCGACUGUAACCCAGACCCCUCAGAACGGUUGCUGAAACCUCUGAGUGCAUUUAUUGGCACAAACAGUGAGAUGCGAGAAUUGGCAGCCGUGGUGAGCCGGGACAUUUAUCUCCAUAAUCCAAACAUAAAGUGGAAUGACAUUAUUGGACUCGAUGCAGCCAAGCAGUUAGUCAAAGAAGCAGUUGUGUAUCCUAUAAGGUACCCACAGCUGUUUACCGGGAUCCUUUCGCCCUGGAAAGGACUACUGCUGUAUGGCCCACCAGGAACAGGAAAGACUUUACUGGCCAAAGCUGUGGCCACUGAAUGUAAAACAACCUUCUUUAAUAUUUCUGCAUCUACCAUUGUCAGCAAAUGGAGAGGGGAUUCAGAAAAACUUGUUCGGGUGUUAUUUGAACUUGCCCGCUAUCACGCCCCCUCCACAAUUUUCCUGGAUGAGCUGGAGUCGGUGAUGAGUCAGAGAGGCAUGGCUCCCGGGGGAGAACACGAAGGGAGCCUCCGGAUGAAGACAGAGCUACUGGUGCAGAUGGACGGGUUGGCUCGCUCAGAAGAUCUUGUGUUUGUCUUAGCAGCUUCUAAUCUGCCAUGGGAGCUGGAUUGUGCCAUGCUACGUCGCCUGGAGAAGAGGAUUUUGGUUGACCUCCCCAACCAGCAGGCCAGGCAGGCUAUGAUCCGACACUGGCUGCCCCCUGUGAGCAAGAGCGGAGCCCUGGAGCUGCGCACGGAGUUGGAGUAUGGAGUGCUGAGCCAGGAGACUGAGGGCUACUCAGGCUCAGACAUCAAGCUUGUCUGCAGGGAGGCAGCCAUGCGACCUGUGAGAAAAAUCUUCAGUACCCUCGAAAGCCACCAGUCAGAGAGCAGUAACCUACCUGCCAUCCAGCUGGACACUGUGACCACUGCCGAUUUUCUGGAUGUACUGGCCCACACAAAACCUUCAGCAAAGAAUCUAACUCAGAGAUAUUCAGCCUGGCAGAGAGACUUCGAGUCUGUUUGA